UCUAGGAGGCAGGAAAAAGAGUUCUGCUGUGCACACAUGCGUUCCUUUCUGCAGUAUCCAGCUUUCUCAUGUCUUACUAGGAACAAUUGUUCCCAUGCUCCAUAGAACACUUUGGACUUAUCAUUCCAUAUGGGUGGCUGCAGAACAGCAAUCUUGGACAACUGAGUGGGUAAAAACACCCCACUGCAGGUUUUUACCAAGACUCCUUUGCCUUCAUCCAAGAAUGGAUCCUUAGUGGCCAAAUUAUGCAGCCUGCCAUAGAAACCCACCUCAGGAGAAGGAAGGAUGGAUAUCUUUAAUGACAGCCUGAUUGACCUCAGCUCCAACAUUUCUGCCCUCCUGUGCGAACUCGACUUAGAAAAUUAUACCCUUUUCUGCAUGAACCACUCUUCUCGGCCUUUUAAAGAAUUGGACCAGACAGUUCGGAUCCUCUUAUAUUCCCUGAUUUUUUUACUCAGCGUCCUGGGGAAUACCCUGGUUAUCACGGUGCUGAUCAGAAACAAAAGGAUAAGGACAGUCACCAACUUAUUCCUGCUGUCACUGGCCAUCAGUGACCUCAUGCUGUGCUUCUUCUGCAUGCCCUUCACCCUUAUCCCCAACCUCUUACAGGAUUUCAUUUUUGGCAGCGCCAUCUGCAAAAUUGCAAGCUACUUCAUGGGUGUCUCAGUGAGUGUGUCAACUUUCAGCCUGGUGGCAAUCUCUCUUGAGAGAUACAGUGCCAUUUGCAAACCACUGCAGUCUCGGGUCUGGCAGACCAAAUCCCAUGCCUUGAAGGUAAUUGCAGCCACAUGGUGUCUGUCUUUCACCAUCAUGACGCCAUACCCAAUUUACAGCAAGCUGGUCCCUUCAGCGCUUCCUAACAGUACAGCGUCUAAGUGUCGUCUUCAUUGGCCAAGCAAAGUGAUGGAGCAGUCUUGGUACAUUUUCCAGCUCCUCAUCCUUUUCCUUAUCCCAGGGAUUGUAAUGAUGAUCGCUUAUGGAUUAAUCUCCUUGGAGCUCUAUAGAGGGAUAAAAUUUGAUGCGAGCCACAGAAAACCUUCUCGAGAAAGGAAAACUAGUGUCAGCAGCAGCAGCAGGUAUGAAGAUGGGGAUGGCUACUACUUGAAGAAGAACAAGAAACAGCAACAGAUACCCCUUCGCCAACUUUCAGCUACCAGCUCCUGCAGCAACAGCCAGAAGAUUGACCGCCCGAGGAGCAGCUCUUCCACAGCUAACCUGAUGGCCAAAAAGUUAGUGAUCCGAAUGCUGAUUGUGAUUGUGAUCUUAUUCUUCGUUUGUUGGACUCCCAUCUUCAGCGUCAACACCUGGCGGGCCUUUGACACCACCUCAGCUCACCUCCUCCUUUCAGGAGCUCCCAUCUCGUUCAUUCAUUUGCUCUCCUACACCUCUGCCUGUGUGAAUCCGAUUGUCUACUGCUUCAUGAACAAACGCUUCCGCAUGGGUUUUCUAGCAACCUUCACUUGCUGCACCAAGCAACACCUUCCAGCAGUCCGAGCAGAGAUGGGAGAGGAUGAGGAAGGAAAGACAACCAGAGCAUCUCUUUCCAGGUAUUCUUAUACCCACAUGAACAUGGCCUUUCCUCCAUGAUUUGGGGAAGGGGAGAAGAACAUUGCAACCAUUUCAACUUCUGCCAUCACCUUCAUGCAUCAAGCUCAUCUAAAAUGGUUUGGUACUUCUGCAAAGGCAGGUGGAGGUGAUAGGAGUGGGAGAUGAAUAGCAUACUCAUUGAUCAAAGGUCUCCCAUCAGAAAGGGAAGGAUUUUGGCUUUGAAUCUUAAUGGUCCUAAAUGUAUCUCAGGUAGAAACGGUCAGUGAGGUUCACCAUGAAAUUUAGUGCAGCAUAUCCACACACAUACACUGCAAAAAAGUUAGUAACAAGCAUGGUAAAUGCUCUUCUUCAAAGAUAGGAUAGGGGUUUUUUUGUCCUUUCUCUGUUGAAGAAUUCUUUGUGCAGUUGUAGGAUUCUUCCAAGGCCAUUUCAUAAACCCAGAGUUAUACUGUCAUAAUCUAUGACAAAAUAUCUAUAAGAGGAAGGAGAAAAUUUAUCCAUGGUUUUCUCUAAUUAAUUUUGCUGCUGGGCUUCAGUGCCUUUAAAUUAACUGCGCCAAAGGUAAUGCAAGACAAAGAUAAAAAAUAUAAUAGUUAUUUGGGAAAGUAAAGAGUUUUAUGUUGGGAAAUGAACAAUUAAGCCCCCAAGUACCUCACGAUAGGUUUAUCACGUUUUUCUGUGAUAAUUUAGCAUAGCUUUGAUUCAGAGCCUUGGUGGAGCAAGGAACUGAUCUGACUGUAAAUUUUUAUUAUUGUCUCCAGCCAGCAACAACAUGCGAGACCUUCUAGGUCAGAUCAAGGCUUUGCUUACCCCAGAAUCCUGUGUCAUUCUAAUGCUUUGUUUCCAGAGAAUCCACCAUCUGUACACAAAAGCAAUAGCCCUGCUUUUGGUGUUCA
Messenger RNA from Candoia aspera, 2444 nucleotides. RefSeq names its product cholecystokinin A receptor (gene CCKAR). Bases 286 to 1587 code for a protein of 433 amino acids. Gene Ontology annotation, biological process: neuropeptide signaling pathway. Lineage: Eukaryota; Metazoa; Chordata; Lepidosauria; Squamata; Candoiidae. Gene Ontology annotation, molecular function: cholecystokinin receptor activity; neuropeptide receptor activity. The transcript is spliced from 5 exons. The record is from RefSeq and is a predicted model, not a curated record. Gene Ontology annotation, cellular component: plasma membrane.